CUUUUCGCGAGAAGGAGAAUAGGCGGUGUAAGAUGGCAGCCUGGAGGUGUUAUGUAUCCGCUUGGCAGAAUCUGACAAAAAGCGAACCAAUCCUUUGGAGAAUAUGGGUUAGGCAGAGGUUCACAAGGUCUCGAAUUCCAGAAUCAGUAUUUCAACCACGACCUGGUGAUCAUGAAAAAUAUGGUGGUAAUCCAGAAGAGCCUCAUAAACUACAUCUUAUCACAAGGAUCAGAAGUGGAAGAAGGCGUCCUUAUUGGGAGAAAGAAUUGCUUGAAGAGCUUGGAUUAAUAAAAAGAUUUGAUCCAGUGGUGCUUAAAAACAUCCCUUCCGUGAAUGCAAAACUGAAAGUCAUUAAACACCUAAUAAGAAUAAAACCAUUAAAACUGCCUUAUGGAAUUCCAACUGAAGAUGAAAUACCUGAUACCUAUCUUAACAAGGUCACAGGUGAACUGAUAGUUUGUCGCCAUCUAAAAGAAGUGGAAAAGAACACAUCUGAUUCUUCAUAAUAAUGUAUUAAUGCUUCAUAUAAUAAAUGUAAUAUUGAGAA
Molecule: messenger RNA, 547 nt
Organism: Ahaetulla prasina
Lineage: Eukaryota; Metazoa; Chordata; Lepidosauria; Squamata; Colubridae
Gene: MRPL30
Product: mitochondrial ribosomal protein L30
Exons: 5
Coding region: 33-506 (157 amino acids)
Biological process (GO): translation
Cellular component (GO): large ribosomal subunit; mitochondrion
Molecular function (GO): structural constituent of ribosome
Source: RefSeq, a predicted model, not a curated record